UUUUUUUCCAUCGUCGUCUAGAGAGAGAAAGAGAGAGAAGGGGGGGGGGAGGGAGAGAGAUGCGAAGGCUUUCAUUCUGUUCUCUCUCUAGAAAAAUCGACGACCUCGCUGCCCCAAUUCUCAUCCCGUCCCCGAUUCUACAGAUUCUCCAUUUCAUUUUUACUCGGAUUUAGCUUUCUCUACUCGUUAACCCUUUGCUGUUUCUCCUUUGGUUCUCUUAAUUCUUUUUCUUUCUAGGGUUUCAAUUUGUUUGUUUUUCAGGCAGAAGAGGGAGUUGAAGAAAGGACAGAAGAUCGGAGUUUCCAAUGGGAGGCAGUCGGUCUUCUUCCAAAAGAAAAUCUUCUAAAAAGAAGGCCUCCAAGAUUUCCUCCGAGGCUGUCCUGAAGAGGAAAAGUCGAAGGACUAAAUACAAGAAGCUGCGGCAUCUAGAUGAUUCUUCUUCUUGCUCUGAUGAUUACUCAUCUAGUUCAGCAUCCUUUUUGUCUUCCACUUCUGACAAUAAGUAUAGCAGGGCUCGGUCUCGCACAAGAAGGGAUGCAGAUAGUAGGAAAAGGAGUCGAAGAAGCCCUUCUAGUGAAAGUUGCAGUCAGGAUUCUCGACAUCGAAAGAAGAGAAAAGGAUCAAAGAGAAGUUCCAUGUCUGAAAAAAGGAAGAAAUCCCAGAAGAAGCAUAGGAGAGAUCCUAGUGUUAGUUCAACAGGUAGUGAUUCACAGAGCUGCUCAACUUGUCGAGUUUGUAGUAGUAGUGAGAAUAAGGGUGAAUUCAAGAGGCACAGAGACAGAUAUACAGAAAAAACUAAAUACGUGAAAGAUUUGAGUAAGGCUAAGAGUGGACCUAGAGAAAGAAAGACUGCAUAUAUGAGUUGUUCUUCCUGCUGUAGGUACAGUGAUGAUAGCAGUUAUGGGAGCAAGGAUAUGAUGCCAAUUGAGGAAAAUCCAAAGCGUUUGAGAUCUGUUAUUAUUGUAGCAAAAUCACCAGAGGAGGAAGAAAAUGAGUGGCAUAAGGAUGGUCCUGACGAUGAGAUUGUACAUGAUCCUAAUGAUUGCCCAACUUCUGGAGGCAAGAAUAGUACUGACAUGGGUAGUAAGAGGAAAACUAUUCAUCAAUCACAAGUCCAUUCUGAUGGGAGGGUAGUGAAUAUGGUGCAAGAAGGAGCUUUUGUUUCUGGCAUUAAAAUGACUGAUCUCGCAAAAGCUGGUGAGCAAGGUGGCCUCCUAGAUUCUCAAGGUUAUUCUCAUCGUGAAGAGGCUGUAGCAAAUAAUUCUAGCAAGGAAAAUGAGGGUGGAGUUUUGCUGACAGCAUGUGGUGCAAAUAAUUCUAUUAGGGAAAAUGAGGGUGGAGUUUUUCUGACAGCAUGUGGUGCAAAUAAUGAUGAUUUGGAGUCAAUUUUGAGGCUAAAGGCUUUGGAAAAUCUAAGGAAGUAUCGAGGUGGCCUCCAAAAGUUUGCAAAGCCUCCUGCUGAUGAGAAAAAUAGGAGGGAUGGUGAUCUGAAACAGUUAUCUACUGCCAAGGUUGAAUUUGUGGAGAACAGGGUGCCGAAGGAGGAUGGUUCUGGAGUUCUAAGUGUAGAUGCAGUACUUGAUCAGAACCCUAAACCUACCAUAGGGAUAGCUUUCUCUUCUCCUGCCGCAAGUUAUGAACCAAAGGUUCAACAGGGAGAAGUCAUUGCUACUGGAUCUGGAAGGUCUAGGUUGUCUGUUGUUUGCACGCCUAAUCAGAUGUUAAUCUCUAGUGGUUCCAACCUUUCUCCGGUAUAUGCCAACAUUAAUAAAUCUGAAAUGGGUAAAUCAGCUUUGGGGCAAGAAUCUCUUGGCAAUAAUUCUGUCGUGAAGGAAACACAUGAGGCCAAUAUUAAGGCUACUGAGAGUAAUGUUAAUAAGAGUUUGGACAAAAAAGCUAAAAUAGUGGUUCAGACUAGUAAUGGCGAUGGUGUAGGAGUUAAUAAUGUCAAUGAAUCUGAUACGGCAGAGCCUUCUUCACUCAAACCCACAAGGGAGCAACAUAGCUCAAAGAAACAGCCAGAUGAAGACAAGGAUAGGUCACAGUUUGAGCAGAAGACAAUGUCUGUGAUGCGGGGUGGUGAAAUGGUACAGGUGAGAAUUUUCAUCUCACAAACAUAGAUUAUUCGCUACCAUGUGAGCUACAAGGUUUAUAUACCAAAGAAAGCUCCUGCUUUGGGGAGAAGACAACUUCGCCGUUGAUUUUUGGUUUAUGCUGCUGGUGCUAAGAGGAUCCAUAUGGUAAGUGUCGGCAUCGCAGGUUUAUAUGUAUGGCAUUAGGAAGGAAAUCAUAACCUCAUAAAACUAGAGGAUUGGAGAGUUUGGGACGAGUUUUUGCCCUUUAAGACAAGACCUAAAGCUUAAAAAAGGUAAGAUCUUGAUGAAGUAUGUGAAUGGAUCAAAGAGUGCAGAUCCUUUAUUCGUUGGCACAUGUUUUUUUUUGUUAUGCUCAUUGUAGAAAUAUGUGAUCAGACUUUUUCUUGCUUCUUUUUUUUUUUUUUUUUUUUUGGUUUUUGGAUACAUAGACAAUGUGUUUUAUGGGACGUUAGGGGAGCUCUUUCACAUGGACUAUUUAUUUCUUGUUUGGUGGUUGUCUUAUUGUCUGAUAAUUCACAAGUUACCCAAUGUAGUUAUUUGCAGGCUUCAUUUGUUUGCACUUAUAUCAGAAAUUGUGGCUUUGGCUUUUGUUUUGAA
Diospyros lotus (date-plum) is the source of this 2693-nucleotide messenger RNA. RefSeq lists its product as uncharacterized. The record is from RefSeq and is a predicted model, not a curated record. The coding region runs from base 306 to 2120 and encodes 604 amino acids. Lineage: Eukaryota; Viridiplantae; Streptophyta; Magnoliopsida; Ericales; Ebenaceae. The transcript is spliced from 3 exons.